Messenger RNA from Acaulospora colombiana, 1484 nucleotides. The record is from the annotation of a GenBank genome assembly. Lineage: Eukaryota; Fungi; Glomeromycota; Glomeromycetes; Diversisporales; Acaulosporaceae.
AUGUCUAACGUCUACGAAGCAAUCAAAAUACUUGAUUCAAAAGAGGAAAGAACUGCACUACGAACCCUCUUCACUAAUAAUCCAGAAAAAAGAGCCGAAGCGGAACGCAUCCUUCCUACAUGUGAGGAUAAUGGAGAGAUAGUUGCUUAUUUCAAAGAACUCUUAAAGCCUGCUCAAGAAGAUGAGGAACUGUUGACUAGGAUUAAAGAAGCUUGGGUAUUCCUUGUCAGCUUUGAGAAUGGCUUCGGCUUACGAACAAAUGAAUCCGACACUUAUUUUGCCAUUGGUAGUCGUAUGCUAUUUCAACUUCUCAGAGAGAAAAUGAUGUUUCCAGAAAUUACCAAUAAAUACGAGCCACCAGAUCCGUUGGAUGUUGUGAAAUUGAUUGCCAAACACCAUAACCGAAACUUGAAAAACGUUACAGUCAUUUUGGUGGUUGACGGCAUGCAACAACUUAUGCUGAACAAUGAUGAUGGUUUAAAGUCGGAUUCUUCGUUUUAUAAGACUCUGACAUCUGUCGCAGAUCUUGCAUUUAAUGGCAUUUUCGUGAUACCCGUUUGCACCUCAACUAUCACUGGGCCGAUUGAUGGUAUGUUGAGAUAUUCUCAGCGGAAACGUAUAUACCUACCGGUCACUUCUCUACAACCCCCAAACUAUCGACAAGGAGAUAGUUUGGUCCCGGUCUUUAAAAAUGAUGAGAUUACUAGUAUUCUUGUGGAAGACUGUGGAGGGCAUGGAAGGGCUCUAGAAGUUCUGAACGAUUGCUUGGUUGGUCUUAACAUUGAAGAAUGCAACGUCAACACUUUGAUGAACGAUCUGCGUUCUAAACUUACUGAAAAAUACCGUAAUUCUAUUCUUGCUUCCGCGGGAGAUGCCAGGCCCAUUGCACGAGCAAUACUGACUCGACGUAUCUUAAAUAGAUAUAAGCCUGUUCCUAAAACUAACAAAACACCAGAUGAAUUUGCUGGGGGUGGGUUAAUUCGAUUCGAACAAAUAGAAAAUAGUCCAAAGGGAUACCUCACUGCACCGUACAUCUGGCUCUGGAUAUUUGUAGAGAUAUCUCAACAUCAAGGAGAUUCAAUACUUCGAGAUUGGGAGUUCGCUGAUUAUGAGGAGCAAAGAGCACUCUUGAAUCCAUCAGCUGUGAUUGAAGAAGAUGAACUAAUAACGAUCUCAGAUGUUCACGCGGGAGCACGUUUGAAUGGUGAUAUCCAAUUUAAAAACCACAAUCUACGACCUGAAAUUGCAAAACAUCAUACAAACACAAAAUCUAAAAGCCUCACUACAAGCGAAUGGAAUGUUGAUUGUUGUAAUUCUACCGUUGAUCCGGGUACCGAGAGUCUGAAUGAAAUCCACCAAUAUAAAUUGCGGGAAAAAGCAGUCAGUAAAAAGGAGUACCAAAAAGAGCGUGAAAAAUCUGCAUCGGAAAAUGAUUUUUUCAUCUUCUUUACAACUACAAAUUGUAAUAUUGAAAUUCAGAAAAG